UAAAAACCGAAAUGAACGGUCGAAACACCAAAGAUUAGACGAUGAGAGAUGUUAGCCGUCUCUCUCUCCCUCCCUCCCUCCCUCUCUUUCUAUCUCAUUCUCAGAUAAAACUUUCCGUAGACGGUUGGAGUGCUAAGUUGAAUAAAAACACUCAAGAAUUAUAUUCCACCAUCUCCAAAGAUUAUAUAACCAAACCCUAUCUUUGCCUAUGCCUUCAUGUAUGAGCAGAAACUAGUGGGUUUCCUUUUGGAUUCUUUUGUGUGUUCUUCGUGGUUGUUGUUGCUUUUAACAACAGCAGCCGCCGCCGCCGCUGCCGCUUCUUCUUGUAGCGAUGAAGGAUCGUAGGAAACGCGACGUCGUUUCCUGGAGCCGGUUCUUUUGGUGUACUCUCUUCGUCGUUUCCUCUUGCGUCCUCUACACUGGUUUCAGUUUCUCCACUUUUCGCCUCUUACUUGGAGAUAAAUUUCAUCCAGAAAAAAUCGUUUCUGCAUGGCGACCGCCGGCGUUGCAAGCUAUCUCCGGCGACUCUCAGAUGAAUUCGGCUACUAUUUCAAUUCGAGAAACAGUUAUUCUACCAGACCAGGUUCUUAUUUUCCUAAAAUACCCUCAAUCAGCUCGCUUAUUUACCAAAGAGGACUUGGAUUGCGUUUAUUUCGCGGCCGGGAAAUCCUCAUCGUCAUCCCAGCCGCAGUUCAAGCAGCCUCCUAAUCAAAUAGAUGGUGCUGAUCUGGAUGACCAGAUCAUACGGUGUCCCCUCAAUCCACGUGGCUUCCUGGUUGCGCUCGCCUUGAAAUCUGGUGGGUACAUCAAGCCUGGGCCGAUCCACAGGUGGGACUCACUCGUGUAUGAAGCAAUGAUCGACCGUGACAAUACCACAAUAGUAUUUGUGAAGGGGCUCAAUCUACGGCCAGAUAGGCUGUACAACGCAUCAAGAUUCGAGUGCGUGUACGGCUGGGAUCUCAGGAGGCCAAAGUUCUUAUUGAGAUCCAACGUCAUAUCGAUAGCCCAAGAGAUCGUACGGUGCCGAACGCCUUUUAGCAUAUUGAACAACCCACAGAAAGUAAACAAUUCCAUCAAGGUCUCAGUCAGAUUGAAAGGCAGAGGAACAUUACACUCUAUAGCCCGACCGGCGCUCCAAUUAAAUCGAGACUCAGACCCGACCGCCCGAAAGCCGUAUGAAAUGUGCAUAUGCACAAUGUUGCGCAACCAAGCGAGGUUCCUUGGGGAAUGGGUUAUGUACCAUGCUCAAAUUGGAGUCCAACGUUGGUUCAUUUACGAUAAUAAUAGCGAGGAUAAUAUUGAUAGUGUCAUAGCAUCGUUAGUGGAUAACAAUUUCAACAUUUCAAAACAUGUGUGGCCUUGGAUCAAGACCCAAGAGGCAGGACUCGCGCAUUGUGCAUUACGGGCACGCAGCUCUUGUAAAUGGGUUGGGUUCAUAGACGUAGACGAAUAUUUUCACUUGCCAACUGGAUUGAAUUUGCAUGAUGUGCUUAGAAAUCAAUCCGAGUCUAGUAGUAGUGAUGUCGCAGAACUACGUGUAUCGUGCCAUAGUUUUGGACCAUCUGGGCUGGAACACAUGCCGGAGCAAGGCCUCACCGUAGGAUACACGUGCCGGAUGAUGGUGCCGGAAAGACACAAGAGUAUAGUGAAUCCUGAGGCAUUGAAUUCCACAUUGAUCAAUGUAGUGCACCAUUUUCAUUUGAGGGAUGGGUUCAGAUAUGUAAAUGCUGAUAGGGGAGUUUUGGUGAUUAAUCACUAUAAGUAUCAAGUAUGGGAGGUGUUCAAGGAGAAAUUUUACAGGAGGGUGGCUACUUAUGUGGCUGAUUGGCAGGAUGAACAGAAUGUUGGGUCCAAGGAUCGUGUCCCCGGGUUGGGGACUAGGGCCGUUGAGCCACCGGAUUGGGGCAGUAGGUUUUGUGAGGUGACUGACACUGGACUUAGGGAUCGAGUGUUGGGAAAUUUCAGAAACCCAAUAACUAAACUUUUGCCAUGGCAGGAAGAUGGGGGAAUUUUGGAUGUGCAAAAUAUGGGCUUGUCCAGGUUAUGAUGGCUUUUGGGAUUUUUUUUUUCUUUGGCUUAAUUAUGAUGUAAAAAUUAUGUAGAUAUUUUAUUUUUAGUGUAGAUGUAUACCUUUGAUGUUUUGUCAUCGUGUAUAAUUUUGAAAUCAAUGUCCGAUUACAUAGUGUC
Hevea brasiliensis (rubber tree) is the source of this 2187-nucleotide messenger RNA. Its product is annotated as glycosyltransferase family 92 protein RCOM_0530710. Bases 332 to 2047 code for a protein of 571 amino acids. The transcript has 2 exons. NCBI's taxonomy places the organism in Eukaryota, Viridiplantae, Streptophyta, Magnoliopsida, Malpighiales, Euphorbiaceae. The record is from RefSeq and is a predicted model, not a curated record.